Messenger RNA from Danio aesculapii, 5839 nucleotides. It is a transcript of the gene ssh1b, whose product is annotated as slingshot protein phosphatase 1b. The record is from RefSeq and is a predicted model, not a curated record. Gene Ontology annotation, biological process: negative regulation of actin filament polymerization; actin cytoskeleton organization; protein dephosphorylation. Gene Ontology annotation, cellular component: cytoplasm. Gene Ontology annotation, molecular function: actin binding; protein tyrosine/serine/threonine phosphatase activity. The transcript is spliced from 15 exons. Lineage: Eukaryota; Metazoa; Chordata; Actinopteri; Cypriniformes; Danionidae. Bases 448 to 3336 code for a protein of 962 amino acids.
UAUGUGGAUGAUUGGGUGUUGAGUCUGCAUAGGAUGCACUGUUGUCAGGGAGAAGUGCAAGUCACCUUCACGCGGUUGGCCCACAAGCCCAUAUCUAACGCAGACGAUCACACAACUACACCAACCACUGACGGCGGUCCCGAAUCACGGUCCAUUAUGUCUGACCACUAAAUCAACGGUCCAGCCGGGAAGACAUAGAGCGCAUACCGCUGUUUAUCGGCAUCGUCGCGGCGUGAAUGAGAAUUUGCAGAACCGCCGAGUUGGAUGACAAAGCCGAUGAUGGGUUUAUCGCUCCGCUAAAUAGAUUUAAUGCGCCUGUGAAUGCAUUAACCCCGUGGCUGGCGGGCGAGCGGGCGGGCGCGGAACAGGAGAUCUCGGCGUGUGCUGUGGGGACGGGACCGGAGCGGAUCGCCUGUGCGGUUUUGCUGAAGGCUCCGCAGCGCAGCCAUGGCUCUGGUGACUCUGCAGCGCUCCCCGACACCCAGCGCCGCAUCCUCAGCCAGCACCACCGCGGGGGAGGAUGUCGGCAGUGAGGAUGAUCGAAAGGCAAACCUAAGCCUGAGUGAAAGUUUCUUCAUGGUAAAAGGGGCAGCUCUGUUUUUACAACAAGGCAGCAGUGCACAAGAGCCCAGAACACCCACACAUCAUAAAAACGCAGGGGAUCUUCCACAGCAUCUACAAGUAAUGAUAAACACCCUCCGCUCUGAGGAUAGAAUUAAAUUAGUUGUUAGGUUAGAAAGUGGAUGGACGGACCAUGUGCGGUACAUGGUGGUCGUCUACACAAACGGCCGUCAAGACACUGAAGAAAACAUUCUACUUGGGAUGGACUUCACAGAUAAGGAUAGUAAAAGUUGCUCCAUUGGGAUGGCUCUUCCGAUUUGGAGUGAUACCAAGAUUCAUCUGGAUGGAGAUGGGGGUUUCAGCGUGAGCACAGCAGGAAGACUACACAUUUUUAAGCCGGUGUCAGUGCAGGCCAUGUGGUCUGCGCUGCAGGUGUUGCACAAAGCAUGCGAGGUGUCCCGCAGGUACAACUAUUUCCCAGGAGGAAUGGCACUGACGUGGGUGGGCUAUUACGAGAGCUGUAUCUCCUCAGAGCAGAGCUGCAUCAAUGAGUGGAAUGCAAUGACAGAUCUGGAAACGACCCGGCCUGAUUCUCCAGUCAUGUUUUCUGAUCAGCCAACAGAGAGAGAAAGAACAGAGUGUAUGAUCAAAACCAAACUCCGAAACAUAAUGAUGUUCCAGGACCUGGAGAAUAUUACUUCUAAGGAGAUCCGAAAUGAGCUGGAACAACAUAUGAGCUGCAACCUGAGGGAGUAUAAAGAGUUUAUUGACAAUGAGAUGCUGCUUAUCCUGGGCCAGAUGGACAAGGCUACGCUCAUAUUUGACCAUCUGUACCUGGGCUCAGAGUGGAAUGCAUCCAACUUGGAGGAGCUUCAAGACUCUGGGGUUGGGUAUAUCCUCAAUGUCACAAGAGAAAUUGACAACUUUUUCCCAGGUACCUUUUGUUAUUGUAAUGUCCGUGUUUAUGAUGAUGAGACUACUGAUCUGCUGGCGCACUGGAACGAAACCUACAACUUCAUAGUUAGAGCCAAGAAAAACGACUCUAAAUGCCUAGUACACUGCAAGAUGGGAGUGAGUCGCUCAGCAUCUACUGUCAUUGCAUAUGCUAUGAAGGAGUAUGGAUGGUCACUUGAGAAGGCAUGCAAUUUUGUCAAACAGAAGAGGAAUAUAGCACAACCAAAUCCAGCUUUUAUGAAACAGCUGGCCGAGUACGAGGGGAUUUUAGAUGCCAGCAAGCAAAGACACAACAAACUCUGGAAACCAGACGGGGAUGAGUGUUCACCAGAAGGUCUCCAGGCUUCCGCUGCCAGUGGUGAUCAGACUCCUCAGUUUUCGUUGCUGCACCCUGAUCAGGAGGAGAGGGUUUGGGGCCACGGAGGAGCAAGUGCUUCCCCUUGCUGUGGAGAAGAGCCCACAGACCAUCUCAAUUACAACUACUACUUCCGGCGUCUCUCAGACACCGCUCUGGACAGUGAACCCUCCACGCCGGUCCGGGGUCCUCCACUUUUAGGCAUGGAGCGAGUCUUUAUCGAGAUUGAAGACGUGGAGAGGGACGCGUUGCUGGAUGAUGAAGGUUUCCCCAUGGCUCACUUGGGCCUUCCUGGGGAGGGCACAGCAGCUCAGACCUGUGGCCGAUUGGAGCCUUUGGAGGACAUGCGCUUGCGGCUGGAGUUUAGCACGGUGGAGGAGGAGGAUGAGGAGGAAGCACAAAAGGAGGAGGCGGAGAUGGCGGCCUUAGCUCGCGGUGAGGAGACGCCGAGGGAAGACGAGAGCCUGGCUAACUCGAACCGCUUUAACAACGAGAACGCCAACAACAGCAACAGGCUGGCUGGGAAGCGCAGCUGCCCUUCUGGCUUUGACGACAGUGCUAGCAUUGGAAACCCCUUCAAAGUGAAGCCCUCAUAUCAGUCGUGCCGAGACUGCCUGCGCCUACCCAGUGGCCGCCGCUGCGAACGUCGCAACCAUCGCCUUAACCUGCCACGCCACACAGGCCUGCCCAGUAUCUCCAUCCAGGCCCCUGGAGGACUCAAAUUCAGUCCCCUCUCCAUCAACAAGGUGCCUCCUCCUGCCCCUCUGCAUCACAUGAGCAGCGGGCACUGCCAAUGCAUUCGCUGCUCCAGGUGGGUCAGCUUGGACACUUACCGGAAGCAGCGGAGCUGCAAAGACCUUCCUCAGGUUUUGCCUUAUUCCUUGGAGACUGAGGACAAAAUGGAGGGGGAGGACGAGGGGAGCAAGGGGAGCUCCAGCAGUCCUACAGCAGAGCUCACUCUCCUGAAGCUCAGCCUGGGUGGUGAGAGGCCUGCGGUGGAGCUCAGUCAGGGGCCACAUCUAGAGGCACAGCACAGACCAGAGCAACUGUCCGAACAGAUGGAUGUGAGCGUAGAGGACAGUACCACAGAGGACAUGGAGGUUGAUGAGGGGAACGUCGUCCCCUACGUGCACCCUGACUUCAGUGAAAUCCAGCAAACGCCUCUAUCAGGCUUGUCCCUGGUGCGCAGCUCAAGCAGUGACAGUCUUCAGAGAGUUCGCAGAGUUCAACCGGGCUUGGUACGCCAGCGCACCCGAGAGAUUGAGACCCGUGUGCGGCUCGCCGGACUGACGGUGUCCUCCCAACUCAAAAGGUCUAAUUCGCUGGCCAAGCUUGGGGAUUUGGCCAUCUCCACAGAGGACCUCUCACUUUCUGCCACCGUCUCCACUGACUAUGAUGAGCAAGAACCUGCUCUGUGUGUGCAGUCCUCCUGCUCUCCAAAGCUCUCUUUAACUCUGAAAAGCUGACUCAAAGAUGUCAGAAAUGCUUUCUCAGUGAGUCCUACAGCCAUCGAGAGCGACUGUGGAGGCUGAUGCUGCAAGUCACCUCAUGAGAACAAUCAGGCCAGGCUUGGACGUCCUUCCAGCAGCCCUUUACAUAACUGCACUGCAUUCUUCAUGUGUCUGUCCGUGCUUUAACUAACAUAUAUAUUAAAGCAUGCUCUGGCUUGGACCUUCAUUAAUGGCUUUGUUGAUAGAUACCGCUUUUCUUUGUCUUGCUGAAGGAAGCCCCACCUGUUAAGGUUUUAAUAUGAGUGCGGCCCAUUUAUAGGUUGUAUAAUCAGACCUAGUUAAAUUAGUAAUGAUUUUCUGCCAUCUUUUUUCAACAAUGGCUAAAUUACUUGCCAUUUAAAACACAUUUUUGUGCCAUUUGGUUUGUAUUUUUAUUAGCACAAUCACUAAUGACAUUUUGCCUGCCAAAUAGUUUACUAGCUAAUUUGGUGCACUAUUGCAAUUGAACCAAUCAUGCAGAUCAGAUCUGAUAACUCGAUGGGGGAAAAAAAGAGUCAUUUUAGAUUAUUAUUAUGAUUCAAAUAAAUCAGUAGGUUUUGCAGAAUAACUGCUUGCAAUUUUAUUACUAAUUAUUAGUUAAUCGCAUAAAAACCGAACCAGAUUUAGAUUCUGACAUGUGCCCAUUUCAGCGGUGGCUUAAUUAAAAUGUAUACAAAAAAGGCCAAAACUUUGAGCUUUAUACACACAUAAAACUAUAAAUUAGCUCCCGUUAAAAUGAAACCCCCUAGUCAUGAAAAUUUCAGUACAUUUUUCAUUCGGUUUUGCCUUUGGGACCUUUAAAAGUAAAUUUUCAGUAAAUUGUCGCACCACAAAAAGUAAUUUAACAUGGAAGUUUAGUCUGAAAGUCAUGAUUAUGUUUACUGUGUUAUUCCACCUUGAUAGUUACUAAAUCCUUAAAUGUUGCCAUUUGCAAAAAUGACAUCAACAAAGCCCCAAAAUUAUUGUCUAUUUCCAGAGAAAAAUUGCGACAUGAAUGUGGUUGGCUAUUUGUCUUGCAGUUCUCUAAUUUGCUUCUCAGCCGGUGUUUAUAGGGUCAGUUCCAUCUGAAAUGUGCUAAUAGAGCAUAGCUCCUGUCAUGUAAUUUAGCUUAAGCUGUUUAUUGUACAAAUUGUAGCCUGUGAUGUGCAAAAAGGCUUUAGCAGCAACACAUUAGUACAAUGCAGUCUUCAAGUUGAUCAGAAGAUGUUCAAAUUAGUCACUAUUGUCCUUUAAAAGGUCCUUUUAAAACGUCUCCUAUACGAAAUGACAUCUUGGCAUCUGAUAAUGACAGUUUAGGUAAUAAAAGUUGGAGAAGUGUGUUAUCUUGUGGGUGUAGGGACUUGCUCAGUUUACCAUGAUGGUGUAUGAUAUGUAUAAAAGAAGUUGCAGAUGACUUGUAUUGGUUAAACUUGACCUUAAUUAUUUUUUCAUAUAUUUAUGUAAUUGAAUAAUUAAUGUUAUUUGUCUUUGUUGUCUAUUAUGUUUUUCCUUUGUUGGUAAAAAUGAAAAUAUGCAAAGUGGCCUGUGCAAUAAGUGUACGCAAGAAUUUGAAGAGAAUAGUUUUUAUUUAUACAAUAAUGUCAAAAGUAACUAGUUUUAUUUCAAGAAUGAAAGCGAAAGUCAGUGAGAAAAUGAAAGAAUGAAAAUCAGAUAUGAGCUAGAUUUGAGUGAAAAUGUUUUAUUUUCUAUCUGAUCCUCAUGGGCUGAGUCACUUCUGUAUUAAAGGAUUGAUAUUCUGAUGUUUAGUUUUAAACCUACUUAAUUUGUUUUUCAAAUCGUCAGUUAUUUGGAACUUAAAAUUAGCAUUUUAUUUAUUUAUAUAUUUAUUUAUUUAUUAAUUUUGCCCUUAUAUUUCCAAAAAUACAUCCAAAAAUACAUAUAAUGUGGUCAUAAAAGUAUUUGCCAAAAGGAUCACUCCCAAAGAGAGUAAAGUUGUUGUUUUGUUUUCGCUCAUGGCUCGUCAUACUUCCUCCUGCUGCUGAUUUCAGUACUAGAUGUUUUGUUUCUUCAGACAUGCAAGUGCCUUACCUGUUGCCAUUUGCAAUCAGUUGUCUAAGGGUUGUUCGGUAAAACCGCUUUUUCAUUUCGCUGAGGUUUUGUCUUCACCUGGUUGCGGUCUUUAUAGAGCAAAGUUUAUUUUAAACAGAUGCAUAUUCGUGGCUUAUUCAAGACUGUUUGUCUUUUUGGUUUUGAUAUUGCAUUUCAUAUUUGAAUCGAGGAGACCAAAGUCAUUUAAUUACUGUCAUGUUGACAUGUUACUAUAGGCUAACAAUAAAAUCAACUGGAGAAACUAGAGGAUUGCCUUUAGCCCUAACCUAACAGCUCUUAAAAGUGACUUGGAACAUACACCGUCUGUAUAUUGUACUUCAUUUGACCAUUUUAAGUUGUGCUGCACUGUUUUAUAAUGUACUGUACAGUUAAUUAUAGAAAUAAAUUGAUUAUUGUCUGCAUCAGAUAUGGACCGCUUUUUCAUUCAUUU